AUACUAGUUUCGCUUUUCGCAGUAGUUCAUUUGAAUCAUAUACUCGCCAAAUAAACAAAACAUCACGUGUUAGGUAAAUUUGAAGUCAUUUUGAAAUUUUAUACAAAUUAAUUAAUUACGUAAUUUAUUUAAUUAAUAAAAUGUCAAAAAUACCAAAAGUUUUGAAACUUAAUAACGGAUUUUCUAUACCUACUAUAGGACUGGGAACUUAUAAGUCCUCUCCAAAUGAAGUUAAAGAUGCCGUUGAAUAUGCAAUUAGUAUAGGAUAUAGACAUAUAGAUACUGCUAAACUGUACGGAAACGAAAAAGAAAUAGGAGAUGCUCUAGUGAAUAUACUAAAAAGUGGUAAAGUAAAACGAGACGAUUUGUUUAUUACCACUAAAUUGUGGAAUAAUUUUCAUCAAAAAAAUCUUGUGGUACCUCAAAUUAAAGAGUCGCUAAAGUUAUUAAAAUUAGAUUAUAUCGAUUUGUAUCUUAUACAUUGGCCGUUUGCAUUUAAAGAAGAUGCUGAGCUGCUACCAACUGAUAGUUCAGCUUAUAGUGAAGUUGAUUAUUUAGAAACUUGGGAGGGAAUGGAAGAAUGCGUCACUCAAGGUUUAGCAAAAAGUAUUGGACUUUCAAACUUUAACAAACAACAAAUUGACAGAGUUUUGCAGAAUUGUAAAAUAAAACCUGUUGUAAACCAAAUUGAAGUUAAUCCUAAUUUAAGUCAACCUGAACUUAUUAAAUUUUGUCAAGAUAAAUGUAUAGUAGUGACAGGGUUUUGUCCAUUGGAAAGAUUUGGGAAUAGCCGGGAUCCUAAUUAUCCUGGACCUACUGCUCAAGAUCCUAAGGUUAUUGAAAUUGCCAAAAAGUAUAAUAAAACCGCACCGCAAAUCAUAUUAAGAUAUUUGCUUGAAUUAGGAAUUAGUGUUAUACCAAAGUCUGUGAAUCCCACAAGAAUAAAAGAAAAUUUCGAGAUUACUGAUUUCGAUCUUGAUUGUGAGGAAAUAGAGUAUUUAAAGUCUCGUAAUAAGGGUGCUAGAGUUUCUGCAAUGCUGCAGUAUAAAGACCACAAAUAUUAUCCUUUUUAAUAAUCUUCUGAUUUAUUUUGUGUGAUAAAUUAUUUUAGAUUGGAAACAGGUUGUUUUUUUGUGUUAAUAUCUUGACAGGAUAUUACAAACUUCUUUGGCUUUGACACAUUUUUUGAUCAUAAUAUAUCUAAAAAUCAAUGUUUUUUCGGUAUCUCAUCUCUUUCUGUUUAUGAAUCUUCUUGAUUUUAGUUUUUUUUUAAUUACAAGGAUUUUUUUAAUAGAAAUUACUCCCUGAUAUUUCCAUAUAAAUUCAGUUUUCAUCAAAAUAUAAUGAAUGAAAUUAAAAACUUGCAUCAUCAUUCAGCAAAGCAUUUAAAUUUUGAUGAAGAUCAUAUUCAAUUUGAAGCGUCGAAAUUUUUGUUAAAAUACCAGUUUCAAUUAAAUUGAAACCUAAAAUCAAAAUGUUGUAUCAACAAAAUAGUUAAUAACGAAGUUAAUAAAUUUUGUUUCAUUAUGAAUUUGUUAUCAACUAUUAGAAGAAAUAUCUUAAUUAUAAAUUUAUAAUUUUUCGGUGGGAGAUAAUUUUGUAAACUAUAGCUACUCUAACUUUUUGAAAAUCAGUAACCUGAAAAAUUUUAAUGUAACAAUUAUGUGUAAAAUUAAAAGAUAUACAAUUUUUAUUUGAAGAUUUUCUUUCUAACUUUUACCGUUUUUACAAAAUUUUGAAAAAACACUUUAUUUCUAAUCUCAACGCCCUAGCUUUGUAAAUAUCAGUAUUAUAGCAAAAAACUUCAAAUUACCAUUUUUGUGUGGAACUGAAAGAUCUACAAUUUUUAGUUAAACUUUUUCUUCCUUGUUUAUAUCGAUUUUCCAAAAUUUUGGAAAAAGAUCUAUCGCUAUUACCCUAACCACCGUAACUUUGUAAAGAUCAGUAAUACAAAAAACUCAGGGUACCAUUUUUGUUUGAAAUUGAAAGAUCUAUAACUUUCAUUUGAGGUUUUUUUUUCUAAUCUUCACCGUCUUUCCAAAAUUCUGAAAAAAUUUCAUUUUUUUCCAAUCUUACCCUAACGCCCGCCAUAACUCUGUAACUAUCAGUAAAAGCGAAAAACUUCAAAAUUUCUAAAAUCAAGACUUUGGUCAGUUAAAAACCAAUUUUAAUGAAAGAGACCCAAAAUCAAGACGAUUCACCCCAAAAUCAAGGUUUCAAAUUUGAAAUUUUGACUUUUUUUAAAUUACAACUAUUUCGAUAAAAAUUUUUUAGCCACUUCAAUUUUUUUGGAUAAUUUUGAACAAAGUAAGAAUACGUCUAUCUUAUAACCAUAUACUUAAAUAUUCAAAGAAAAAGUUACAGGAGGAAAUAGAAUUAUCUUAGAUUUUCAAGUUUCGAUAAGUCUUUAUGAAGCAAAGUGAUUUUUGGGUUGAAGAAAGCAAUUUUAAACAAAAAACAAAACCUAUUGCCGUUUAUUUAAAAUAAAUAAUCCAACAAAUUGACACAAAUAUAUAUAUAUAUAUAUAGAACUUUUUUUAAAAUAUCUUACAAUAUAUUCACCCAUACAUCAUCCUCCACAAAAUACACAAAAUAAACAAAAAAAAA
Molecule: messenger RNA, 2607 nt
Organism: Diorhabda sublineata
Lineage: Eukaryota; Metazoa; Arthropoda; Insecta; Coleoptera; Chrysomelidae
Product: aldo-keto reductase family 1 member B1-like
Exons: 6
Coding region: 141-1073 (310 amino acids)
Cellular component (GO): cytosol
Molecular function (GO): aldose reductase (NADPH) activity
Source: RefSeq, a predicted model, not a curated record